This is a messenger RNA of Python bivittatus (Burmese python), 877 nucleotides long. It is a transcript of the gene SNX22, whose product is annotated as sorting nexin 22. Lineage: Eukaryota; Metazoa; Chordata; Lepidosauria; Squamata; Pythonidae. Gene Ontology annotation, molecular function: phosphatidylinositol phosphate binding. The record is from RefSeq and is a predicted model, not a curated record.
GGGGCGGCCGCGGCGGGAUAAGCGGCGGCGGGACUCAGCCGGGCGGCGCAGCAAGAUGCUGAAGCUGGACGUGGCCGUGAGCGCGGUGCGGCUGCGGGCGUCCUCGCAGCGGCGGCAGCGGACUCCGGGGAGGGCUCACACGGUGUUCAAAGUGGAGAUUGUGUGUAAUGGAAGGAAACAUUGCGUGGAGAAGCGCUACAGUGAGUUCUACGCGCUUCACAAAAGGAUCAAGAGGAAUUGCCAAGUUCCUGAUUUCCCACCCAAGCGUGUGCCCAACUGGAUGGUGAAGGUUCUGCAGCAACGGCGUGCAGGCUUAGAAGCUUAUCUGCAGGGGGUCAUCUUGCAGAACCAAACGCUUCCCAAGGAGUUGCUUCGUUUCCUGAAGCUCUGGCAGGAACAGCAGGAGCCCCCUUUGGUAUGGGAUGAGAAUUCUUCCUUGCAUGACUCCAGUCCCAGUGCCCAGCUCUCUCACCGGCCUGUCGUAAGCUUCCACAGCGAUCCAUAUGUGCUCCCAUCCUCCACUGACUUGCUUCCAAAUAUCAUCCUGCGAGGUGUCCUGCAGGGCCUCUACACCCGAGACCAUCAUCUGCCUGGAAUCAAAGCUCUUCAUGGACUGGGGGUUGCAAAGGACAAUGACAGCUACCCACAGAUUUGGCCUUCUGCUCCUUUGUUUCCUGCCUAGGGGAUGAGUCAGCUGUCUGCUUUGGAAGAGCAGCCUGCAGCUUCUCUCGCAUUCAAAGUGGAGCACACGGGCAGAGGGCACAGAGCUCACAGACUGGGCAAGCAUGCUUGUCAGCUUCACCCGCUGGGGGGAAAAAUCCGGUGCAGAUCAUAUGUUUGUUGUGUAGGGUACCAAUUAAAUGCACUGUGGUUUGGA